UCCUACAGGUGUAGAGCUCAGUCCACUCGCACUAAAAAUGCCGCCCGGAGCGCUGCGCCUCUGUCUCGCCCUCGCCUUCGCUCUGCAGCUAAGGUGCGUCACGCUGCUCGUUAUCCCGCAGGACAGGAGGGUAGGACGACGGGACGCUUUGGAUGCGACCAACACUGCUACCAAAAAACUGGACCCGUUGCUCCAUCUCAAGGAUUUACCUCCAGGUCCCCACAAGAAGGCGCCUCAGUUUAUGUUGGAUCUUUUUAACGCGGUGGCAGUGGCCGACGGGUCCCUGAAAAGACAGAAGGAGAUUCUGGAAGGGAACAUUGUGCGGAGUUUCGAGGAUAAAGGUCACACUGGAGAGAGGCUUCAUUUCUUUAACUUGACUUCUUUUGGUCGAGAGGAGAAAAUGAUCAAAGCGGAGUUCCGUUGGUUUAGAAAGAAACAGAAGUUUUACCUUGGAAAGUCAAAUGGGCCUCAUUUUUAUAAGGUGGAUCUGUAUGAGGUGCUGGACAGCCGAGUGAAGCCAUGGCGAGGAAACCUCAUCACCUCCAGACUGGUGCCUCUUUACACACAGGGAUGGGAAGUCUUUAAUGUUACUCAAACGGUGUCAAAGUGGAUCCGCAACAGCCAGGAGAAUAACGGCAUCCUUGUGGUGACCACAUUUCCUUCUGGACACUGGAUGGAGUCAGUGGUGUCGUCAUCUAAGCGGCAUGAGGAGCUGACAGACACCAACGCCUACCUGGUCAUAUUCUCAGAUGACGGGAGGACAGGAGCCUCAAACCAGUCCUACUUGGGACAAACCCAAUAUGGUGCCGCAGCACCCGAGCUCCACGAUCACCGCAACAGGAGACGACGUGCGUCUCCAGGCUUCCUCCCCCACGGCCGCUCCCAGUCAUGCCAGCGGGUUCCCCUCUUUGUCGACUUUGAGGAGAUCGGCUGGUCCGGAUGGAUCAUCUCUCCCCGCGGGUACAACGCCUACCACUGCAAAGGCUCCUGCCCGUUCCCCCUAGGGGAAAGCCUCAGAGCGACCAACCACGCCACGGUGCGCUCCAUCAUGCAAGCGCUCAAGCUCUCCAGUGAUGAAGUUGGAGCCCCGUGCUGCGUUCCUGACAGACUCCAGUCCAUCAGCUUGUUAUACUUUGACGAUGAGGAGAACGUAGUUUUGAAGCAGUACGACGACAUGGUGGCAUUAAGCUGCGGCUGUCACUGACUGCCUGUUCAUCUCCUGCACUCUUAAACACUGGGACAAUAAGGGAUAGGGAGAUGAUGGUUGGCUUGACUUGAUUAAAACUCUGUAUUUUUGUGUUUAUGUUUAAAUAUUGUAUUAUUUUGAGAAC
Etheostoma cragini (Arkansas darter) is the source of this 1331-nucleotide messenger RNA. Its product is annotated as bone morphogenetic protein 2-like. The transcript has 5 exons. Gene Ontology annotation, molecular function: growth factor activity; cytokine activity. Gene Ontology annotation, biological process: SMAD protein signal transduction. Lineage: Eukaryota; Metazoa; Chordata; Actinopteri; Perciformes; Percidae. Gene Ontology annotation, cellular component: extracellular region. Bases 38 to 1204 code for a protein of 388 amino acids. The record is from RefSeq and is a predicted model, not a curated record.